CGCCGCUCCCACGCCACCAUGGCCGCCAGCGACCUGUAGUGCGCCGCAUCCGGGCCGCGCACACGAGCCUCGAGGGCUGUCACUUUGGUGAAGGCCUCGCUUGUCGCGAAGGCGAAGAUGGAGCCGAAGGGAGUUAGGAACCUGUGUGUUUUGUGGUGGGAAGAGUGGGAAGGUUUGAGAGGGCGUUGGAGCCCCACAAAGAGGUGGGGACUGGAUUGGGGGUGGGAGACCACUCACUUGACUAGCUCCCUCCAUCCUGCCAGGUACUGCGACAACUCCACAUCCCCUUCGGGGUUCAUACUGUCACUGAACGACCUCAUCAUGCGGCCCAGCAAACCCUGGGGGCCCAGACACUGAGGCUUUUCCAGCUCCAGAGCCUUCAGGGGUCCCGACUGUUUCCGGACCUGGAGGGCAGAUAUGAGGGGAAGAGAAUGGGAGCAGAACCCCUAGCCUGCUGGGUCGCCUUCGCCAAGUAGCCCAGCCAGGCUCUGAAGAAAUUCCUAAGGUCUAGCUGGUGUCCCUCCUGCUGUACUUUCAGCUUCUGGCGGGAGAAGGGAGACAAGGACGACCCUUCUUUCACCAGAUCCUCAGCUUGGUUCCACUUCCCUGUCCCACCUGGAGCUCCCAGUCCCAGCCCUGUCCCAAGUUUGUACCUGGAAAAGCGGCGGUCCCUCGGGAGUGCAGGACUGUGACCCAUAUUGGCAGCCGGAGAGGGCGCCUGCGGAGAGGCGAGGCAGUGGUGAGGGCUUGAGGAGAGAGCUUAGGUCCCGAGGGCCUGGCCUCCUGGGUUUCUCCCAGAGCAGGUGAGGGAAGGGGCCACCCACCAAGGCUCCGAGCACAGAGAUAAAGCAGCAGCAGCACGAAGAUAAUGAAAGGAAUUGCAUGGCGGAACCAGGGCCUCAGCACCUGGGGAGGUGGCAAGACCCCCAUGGCUGCUACUGGGACCACCAGCCCCUCACCGGCCCCCAGCCAGUCCUGUCCUUCCGCCUCCAGGAGGGGAGAGAAGCCCGUGGUGCCCUGAGGUGCAAAGGAUUAAUGAUUAACCUAUAAGGCCCCUUCCCCUGUGCCCUUUGCCCCAGAGGGCAGCAUCCCAGAGGUGAGGGGCCUGAUGAAGGGUAUUUGAGGGAUUUGGUAGCAAUGACACAUUUCUACAUUUCUCUUCUCUGAAGGGCCCAGGUUGUAGUAAGAGGAAGCCUGGGUAUUGAGAAGAGUUGGAGGUCAGAACCAGUUUCCUCACUGGGCAAUGGUGUGGCCCUAAAUUAACUCUGAGCUUGAGUUCCCUACACUAUAAAUUGAGGAUAAGAGACACGUGGAAAACCUCAUGUGAGGAUUAAAUGAUAAUGUAUAUGCAAACACUGUAAAUGGAAAAGCUUACCACAAUUGCUCCAUUAAUCUUACCUAUUAAGUUCAAGCAUGGGGCACCUGAUCCAGGGAACACCCACAUCUAAAUUCUCUAUCCUAUGUGCAGGGGACUUUGUCUUGAUCUGCAUGCAUGACCUCUUGGUUAUAUACUUUAGGCUUUAUCUUUUACAUUUUUGUGCUUUAGUUUUUUAAACUCCAGAUUGGCUCCUCAGUUAUUUGUCAGACCAGUCUUUAUUUACUUCUGCAUGCUAGACCUUGUACUGGGCGUCAAAAGUGCCUUCACAAGAGCUCAAGGUCCAUUGGCAAAUAUCAUCUGUCUCCCCUACUGAAAUGUGAACUUUGAUGAAGACGGGGGCCUUAUUUUUCUUGGUUGCUGCUCUACUUACAGCACUUAGACUAUUGCUUGGGCCAAAAUACGUUAUUGUUAAAAAAUUAUGUAUUGAAUAAACAAAUACUUGUGAAGGGCAGACAAAAUCGGAGGCAGUGCCCCCUGUGACAAAUUUGAGCCAGUUUUCUUUUUGCAAAUUAGGAGUCCACCUGGUGGUCAUAGAGGGAAAAACAUUCAGGGGAAGUGAGAAGCAAUGCAAGCUGCAACAUCUCCGGUUCUCAGUACCCUGUUCACAAACUUAGAAUUGAUCCUGUGUCUCUAUGUAUAUUUUCUUCUGGGGUGGAGGGGUAUCCCAGGUUCUCAAGGAGUCACAGUCCCAAUCACUAAGAAGACCCUUACUAGUACCCACAGUUUAUGGAUUUGCCCUCUUUCUCUGAUGCUCCCUCACAUCCUGGAGGUCCCCGGGUUUGCUCACGACCAAUCCUGUCCGGUGGGAUUCCAGAGCUAUCACUUUCAUCUCCAGACUUAGGCUCCCCAUUUCCCAGUGUGGGAAUGUUUCCCAGCUUGCUGACUGUGAUUUUGGGGUAAUUCCCAUCUCCUAAAAUAGCUGUGAGGAUUAAAUAAAGCACACCUGCAAAACGCUAACCACAAUUCAGUGGCCUAUAGUGAACGUUCAGUAAAGAGAUGGUUAUUUCAGCUCCUUGGCUCUGGCUGCCCCUCUUCUGGCGCUGCGAGCCUCUGUCUCGCCGAGCAGAGAGAAUCAAGGCUGCAGGGUUCCGGGCGCGGAUUAGUUUCGGGUGUCACUUAAUCUGGGCGACUCUUCCGUAAUUGGAGCCCUCCUAGGGGCCAAGGUGGUAUAAACGUGCGGGAGGAGCCCCAGGCUCACAGAAGCUGCGAGAUGAAGCAGGGCGCAGGAGACAAGUUGCUGUUUCUGCUGUGGGCGACGUGCUGCCGACGUGCCCUAGCAAAUGGCCCGAGCGGCUAUAAAUCGGUCAUCGAGGUGACCAACGGGGGCCCUUGGGGCGACUGGGCCUGGCCCGAGAUGUGUCCUGAUGGAUUCUUCGCCAGCGGGUUCUCCAUCAAGCUGGAGCCCCCCCAAGGCAUUCCUGGAGACGACACCGCUCUGAACGGGAUCCGGCUGCACUGCGCACGCGGGAACGCAGAGCGCAACACGCACGUGGUGGAGUCCCAGUCUGGAAGGUGGGGUGCAUGGAGUGAGCCGCAGUGGUGUCCCGGCGGCGGCUUCCUCGUGGCUUUCUCACUUCGCGUGGAGGUACCCACGACGCCUGGGGACAACACGGCUGCGAACAACGUGCUCUUCCGCUGCUCAGACAGCACGGAGCUGGAGGGGCCUGGCCUGGCCUGGGGAGAUUUUGGAGACUGGAGUGAGCCGUGCCCUAAAGGCAUGUGCGGCUUGCAGACCAAGAUCGAGCGGCCUAGGGGCCUCCGCGAUGACACCGCGCUUAACGACGUGCGCUUUUUCUGCUGCCGCAGUUAACGUUAACGCUGCCACGGCCCUCUCCCCGGUCCAGAGGGUAUUUCCCGUCCUCCUGCUAUUAAAGCUUCUCUGUCUUGGCUUUGGUCUCGCUUGUUUUAGGGGUGAAAUACUGCAUCUCCCUGUCUUCCUCCCAACCUAGAAUUGGGUCAGGUCCAAGUUAGGGCUUGGUCUCAAAGGUUCCAUGGCAGGCUACAGACCCACAGUCCAGGAAAAAGCACUGAAACACAAUUUUGCACAUAAGUUAAGGACAUCGCUGGCUUUCUGAGGGUGUCUGUAGACACAUCGCACCAAUAUAGCACACGUUGUUUCCUUUCUGAACCACCGGUGACCUCAGAUUAAGAAAACUUCUACCGCAUUUGGUGACAAUGCUAAGAUGCAUUAAGUCUUCAUAUUCUAUAAGAGGCGAAUGUGUCUUUUCAAUAGUUUCUUUUUCUUUCCCCCAACAAAACUCACUGGCUUUUUUGUAUACAGAUUCCCAUUUAGGAUCUUUGUCCUUGUCCUUUAGGCUCCUUUGUCCUUUGUUUAGAUCCCCCGUUAUCUAGAAGGUUAGCCCAUCCACCAGAUAUCAGCUCCAAUUUCACUGAGACUUUUUUUACUUUAUAAAAUCCCUCCAUCAGUCAAUAUCUAUCCCGUGCCGGCG
Messenger RNA from Manis javanica (Malayan pangolin), 3828 nucleotides. RefSeq names its product vitelline membrane outer layer 1 homolog (gene VMO1). The record is from RefSeq and is a predicted model, not a curated record. NCBI's taxonomy places the organism in Eukaryota, Metazoa, Chordata, Mammalia, Pholidota, Manidae.